AUGCUUCACAGAUACAUAGGGGUGAAGGGGAGUCCAGACAAUGAUGUUCUGAGUGCAGAAAUGGCUAAACAGUCACAAAUAAGAUCAUUAGCAACAGAGUUCUGUGCUGUUGGUUUAGGUGCAUGCAGGAUGGGGGCAAAUGUACUAAACAAGAUCACCAGAGAAAGCCGCGACGUUAGCAAAGGCUCAAAGAAGUGGAAGUACGCCUGUUCGUGGUGGAGGGGAAUGGAGCAGAUGAGGAUGAGAGGUAUGACCAAGGACAUACAUGAUGCACAUGAUAGACUGAGAAGCGAAGAUGAGAAUGCCACUUCUGCUUUGUUCGAAAACUCUGAAGCCAGGUUUGCAAAACUACUUGGAGUUACCUCCUUUCACAGAGUUGUAGGUCUCAACAUACUCGAAUACGAGGACGAAAUACUGAUACUGGACUUUUCUGCAAGUGAACAUAUGCAUAAAGUCUCCAAGUUUGUUGAGGGCAUGUAUCAAUAUGCAGAAAACUAUAGGCUGUGUGGAGACCCUAAAGUUGAUCGCUUGGGCUUCAGGGAUGCACUGGGCAAGGGAGUGGAUUGGUUGGUGAGGGCUUUAAAAGAGACAGGUUUUUCUGAUGCAAUAGCUAGGUCAAUGAAACAGUCUGUUGCACUUCUUCAGAAUGAAUUUCACUCGGAAGCGGAGAAGCUCAAGACAGGUUAUGAAGACAAAACAAGGGCAAUGCGGGAGUCCAUACCAGAAAUUGUGAAACUCCGAACAUAUUGGCAUGAUAGGAUAUCUACUCUACCUAUCAAUGAUAGAGCAAAACUAGACAUAGCCAACCUUUAUUACUGUCUUCCAGCUCCUGAUUGUACCUUACCAUUACUCUUCAGGAAAGCCUCAGAGGUGAUGCAGAAUUCUAGAGAAAUUGACAGUUCUUUUUGGAGAAAGUUUAUGAACUACGUGAAGGCGGUGGAUUUCUGUAAGGCCAUACUUAGAGAAAGAAACUUUCCAAAGGAUAAGACUGCUGAUAACUAUAGUUUUCAUGAUGAGCCAUGGGCUAAAUCUUGCCUUCAAGGAAAGCUGAAGACGCCACCAGAUAAAGACAUGGGUAAGGUAUGGAUCUAUAGGUAUUACGAGUACAAAGAUCAACUCCCAACAUGGUACUACACAGCUGCUGAUGUAACUAGGGUCGAACCAGACAUUUUUCACGAUAUGGUGGCAUUUUCCGACAAAGACAGGGCACUAGGAAAUGAGCUUAUGUACGUACUUGAACAUGCUCCAAUGAUCACCCCAAAAUACCACCCAGAUGAUAUAUACAAGGCUCUUACCAAUGGAACAGACAGGUGGGACCGAGUAGCCGAGAUGGCAGCCAAGAGCGAAAACACUAAACCUGGUGUAAAGGUUCGUGAAACGUGGUCUGCAGAUGCAAUCACCAGGGAGCUGACCACCUGUUAUGACCAAGUAGCUAUUCCACUGAGCAUGCUUUAUGCGGGUGUAACAGCUACGAGAGGGGCAGGACAUGUCGCUAAAAUCUUUGAUGAGAUAUGCAAGUUUACUCGUGCGGACAAGAAAGGGGUUGCUAUAAUUGUGUCUAAUGAUGUCUCUGGAUGGAGUCCUCAGGCUGACAGAACAGCAUGGGGAGAGCAUCAUGACUAUGUUGUACAAACCACCAAAGCACCAGAGUGCCUUAAUAUGAACUCCAUGUGGACAAAGAUAACUGCAGUUCUCUCCAAAAGGGGCUACCACAAGAAAGUCGCAGUCCCAAGAGCUCUGUUUCAGGGAUGGACAAGAACAUUGGAUACAUUACUUAACGCACGUUUGUCGCUGUACUGUGUCCGAGAAGGAAGGUCUAAUGGUACAUUAACUAAGGAGGAAGCAGCGAUAAUAGCUGGAUUAAUUGACGAUGCAGUACAGGCGUUCACAUCACGUGAAAAUGCUCUUUUCAAAGCCUUCGAGGAAUACGAUAAGAUUCAAUGUAAAUUAGAAAAUGAAAACAUACAGAAUGAAUCAGACAGAGAAGUGUUUGAACCCCAGUAUUAUAAUAUUCUCUCCGCUUUAAAAGAAAAAGUCCAAACAUUAAUUCCCACCCCUAGCACUAGUAACACUAUCUCGGAUACUUCUUCAAAGAGGGGGCCUAGAAAAAUGAUUAUUGGAAACAUUGAUGUAAAGGAAACCUCAAAGCUGAUAAAUAAGGCCAGCAGAAUAGACAAAUUUAUGCAAAGGAAAGAACUAGAACAAUCCGUCCAACAUGCAAGCAACAUCAAUUUAUCAAAAAAGCGAAAGUCAGAAACUGAUAUCAAGAUAGAUCAUGAAUUGCCUUCCAUUUCCUAUGACAGUAUCAAUACAGAUAUGCAGUGUACAGAAAAUUACGUCAAACUUCCCACCUUGGCCAAAGUUUGUGACCGCUAUGGAUUAUCGGAUAGAUCUGCAGUAGCAGUGGCAACUGCAGUGCUACACGACCUUGGAAUUGUUUCCAAUGCCAAUACAAAAAACGUAAUAGACAGAAGUAAGCUGAGAAGAGCAAGAGAGCAAUCAAGAAAAAGUUUUACGCAAAACUCUGAAACUUUGAAAGCCAUAUACUUUGACGGAAGAAAAGAUGAAACCUUCGUAAUCGAAAAUAUUGAAGGCAAGUACCACAGAAAAACCAUACUCGAAGAACACAUUUCUUUAGUUCAAGAGCCGGGCUCUAUAUUUUUAGGUCCCACAGUACCCCUUUCUGGUUCGGCUCUAAGCAUUCUUCAAAGUAUUGUCAACUUCUUAGAAAGUAAUGGAUAUAAUCUAGAAGAACUAGUGGGAGUAGGAUGUGACGGAACCGUGGUGAAUACGGGAAAAAAAUGGUGCAAUUUCUUAACUAGAAUUAAAAUUAGGACGCCCUUUACAAAGAUUUGUCUGCAUCUUUUUCAGAAGCUGGACGGCCAAACUAUGGGUCCAAGAGCUUUUGCAGGAAUUAUAAGAAAGCAAAUAGUGCAGUACGAAAAUAUGCCAGUUGUAAACUAUAACAUUAUUGACUGCUCUUCCUGUAAGCAAGUAGUUUAUAGUAGAAAGGAGAUUUAUGACAUGGUAAAGGAUCACUUAAGAGACGGGUUAACUGAUCUGCUUAAUCAUCUUAAGACCGCGGUGUCUGAACGAAGUGGAAAAUCAAUAGAAAUUCGUGAAGACAUGAAGGCAUCAUUUUCAACAUUAUUUUCUAAAAUAAGGCAAAAAUUGCAAACUGUUAAGAGAACUGAGCAAAUUUUUUUUCAAAAAUACCAUGAUUGGCUUAUUAAACCCGUUACAUUUCCGAUAUUAGAAGUUGUAACAACUUUGGCGACAUCAGUUAGAGCAAGACCAACAAAGGAAUUUCUAACAUCCAGCGAAAGAUCCAAACGAAGAAAAACUGAAGAACUUCGUAGCUCAUUUAGUCCACAAGAAUUGGCAUAUGCAACGCAAGUAAGUCUGCGUUCUACUGGCCAACUAGCUGCAAGUAAGCUUGUUAAAGAAGCCGCCCUUUGUACUCCUACUAGAGCAUCAAAAUAUAGAAAAAGUUUUAAGGUUACAACUGAAACUCCUUUAACCAGUGAAGGACCUCUCUCAAUAUUAAUUGAGUGUAAGCUUUCAAAAAGCCAGUACCAGGGUAUACGGUUAAUAAGUUUGGAACAAAACUGCAAGCUCUAUCCUUCUUAUAAGAAAGUAUUGGAAGCAAAAAAUUUAUGUUAUCCUCCUCGGAGUUCCAUAAAAAUUACGGAAAGUAGCUCUGAAGUCGAACUACAGCAAUUAUUAAAUCACACAGCUCAACGUAUACUACAAACCCAAGAAGAAGUUAUUGCCACUUUGACUGAUAAAGAAUUGCAAAACUUAAAAUUUUUUUGCAAAUGGGGAUGUGAUGGAAGCUCCGGUCAAAGUGAGUACAAACAGACAUUUGAAGGAGAAAGCAUUUCUGAUGCCAGCAUAUUUUUUAUAUCGGUCGUUCCUUUGCAGUUAUUUUACACAGAUAUUAAACUUGGUAAAGAUAUAAUUAUUUGGAAGAAUCCUAGAACGUCAUCUCCACGAUUUUGUAGACCACUUCGAAUGCAAUUUCUUCAAGAAACGACUGAAUUGACGAAAUCUGAAGUAAUAUCUAGUAGUUACGAUAUUCAUUAUGACAUGUUUGAAAAUUUUUCUAUUGAAACGGCAAAACUAUUUGUUAAUUUAUAUCCAUGGUAUUACAUGCCCACUUCCGUUCAUAAAGUGUUAAUACAUGGAAAACAAGUCAUAGAAAAUGCUUUAUUACCUAUUGGACAAUUAUCUGAGGAAGCCCAGGAGGCAAGAAACAAAGACCUAAAAACGUAUCGUGCCGAUUUUUCCCGAAAAUUUUCAAGAGUGAAAACAAUGGAAGAUAUUUUUAAUAGACUGCUUGUAUCUUCUGACCCCUAUAUUUCAAGCAUUAGAAAGCUUCCAAAGAAAAAAUUAAAACAAUUUUCCCCAGAAGCAUUAGAAAUGCUUAUAGCCAGCGGUUCUCAAGAUCAAUUAAGACUUGACGGAGAUGUAGAUAGUGACUCUGAAACUGAAACCGAGUUAACUGUUAGUAGUGAUUCAGAAUGA
Molecule: messenger RNA, 4527 nt
Organism: Psylliodes chrysocephalus
Lineage: Eukaryota; Metazoa; Arthropoda; Insecta; Coleoptera; Chrysomelidae
Source: the annotation of a GenBank genome assembly